Molecule: messenger RNA, 739 nt
Organism: Malaya genurostris
Lineage: Eukaryota; Metazoa; Arthropoda; Insecta; Diptera; Culicidae
Exons: 3
Coding region: 161-571 (136 amino acids)
Molecular function (GO): odorant binding
Source: RefSeq, a predicted model, not a curated record
UCGCAGUAAAAGCUAUCAAUUAAUCAUUGCACUUUUAAUGGGUACUGAUUUAGCCGUGAACACUUUGAAGAACUAUAAAACAGCAACAACAGCUUCCAGAUCAACUUAGUUUGUGGCAGCAGUACACCCUAGGAGGAGACUUUUGAUCAACUUAAGUGGAAUGAAUUGUUUUACUAGCUUAAUUUUAUUGGGAUUAGUAGCUUUAUCCCUGGCUGUGUAUACGGAAACACAACAAGAGAUAAUGAAUUUUAUAGUUGGAAAAUGUGCUGAAGAACAGGACAUAGAGUUGAACAGUAAUUUUACGGAACAAUGGGAAUAUACAGGUCUUCUUUUCCCGGAUGAGGAUAAAUCGAAACGAUAUGCCGUAUGUCUCGAGCGAAAGAUAGGCUUGUUGGGCAAAGAUGGUAUGUUUAACACUGAUGUCUUUAUAGGUAUCAUGGCCGAUGGUCACGACCUUCAGGCAAUAACAGAACUUGUUAAUAAAUGUAACACUGGCAAAGGAGAUACUAUCGAGGAUAGAGGAUACAAUUUUUACAAGUGCUUCUGGACUGAAAAAACGUUCGAUAUGUAACGAACAGAUCAAAACAGAACUUGGAGAAAAAAGAAAAAUAGAAUUCUUGAGGGUAUCUUUCAGAAAUAAAACGAUCGACAAUAAUUAUUUAUGUGAAAAGUUCCCCUCACUUUUACCUGUCGUUAAAUACUGGGUCAAUGGUCUUAAUGUUCAGUUGACUAAAACAGA